Molecule: messenger RNA, 3041 nt
Organism: Sebastes umbrosus (honeycomb rockfish)
Lineage: Eukaryota; Metazoa; Chordata; Actinopteri; Perciformes; Sebastidae
Product: very long-chain acyl-CoA synthetase-like
Exons: 10
Coding region: 131-1993 (620 amino acids)
Molecular function (GO): long-chain fatty acid-CoA ligase activity; long-chain fatty acid transmembrane transporter activity
Source: RefSeq, a predicted model, not a curated record
UCAUCGGACCAGAGAGCUGAGGACCGCCCCUGAGAGGCUGGGUGGGUGAACUUUGUCACAAAUCGCACUGAGCUGCAUAACAACCUCCUCUGCCUCUCUGGUGACAGAUGUGCGUAAAACGUGCUGCAAAAUGUACAUCUGGUUCACCGUUUUAGCCGGACUGGCUAUCCUGUCCUUCUCCUUCCUCAGGACUUUUUCCCCUCACUUAGCAGACGAGUGCAUCUACAUCCUGAGGAGCCUUAAACUCGGUUUUAGGCUCUUCAAAUACAAGAAAAGCAAGCCUUUCUACAGCGUCCUGGACUGCUUCUUGGAUGCAGCCAAGAAGCAUCCCAGUAAGGUCUUUGUGCACUUUGAAGGACGACAGUAUACUUAUGGCGAAAUGGACAAACAGAGCAACAGGGUGGCCAGAGCUCUGCAGGCUGAAGCCCAGCUGAAGGAGGGGGAUCCGGUCGCCUUGUUUCUGGCCAACGAGCCCAGCUUCAUGUGGACUUGGCUCGGUUUGGCCAAGCUUGGCUGUCCGGCUGCUCUGCUCAACUUCAACAUCAGAUCCAAGUCUCUGCUGCACUGUUUCUCCUGCUGUGGAGCCAAAGUGAUCAUCGCCUCUCAGGAGCUGCAGGACGCUGUGGAGGAGGUUUUACCGACGCUGAAAGCGCAAGGCAUCAGUGUGUACCUCAUGUCAGAGACCUGCAGUAUCCAGGGCAUCAACACUUUGUCUGACAAGAUCUCCCAGGCCUCAGAUCAGCCGCUGUCUCCGGACCUCAGAGCCAACAUCAACAUCAGGAGCACUGCUUUGUACAUCUACACGUCGGGCACCACAGGUUUGCCUAAAGCAGCCGUUGUCACCCAAGAGAGGAUGUGGGCCGCCUCCUUCAUCCAGGCGGCAUGUGGAAUCACAUCAGAGGACAUCUUCUACAUCAACCUGCCUCUCUAUCACAGUGCAGGCUUCCUCAUCGGGAUGGUCGGCGCCAUGGAGAGAGGUAUGACCGUUAUUCUGAAGAGAAAGUUCUCUGCCUCUCAGUUCUGGGACGACUGCAGGAAGUAUAAUGUGACAGUGAUGCAGUACAUUGGUGAAACAAUGCGCUACCUCUGCAACACGCCCAGGAAAGACAACGAGAAGAACCACAAAGUGAGAAUCGCAAUCGGCAACGGAGUUCGAACAGAUAUUUGGUCAGAGUUUCUUAAUCGCUUCGGGGACAUUAAAGUCAGAGAGUUGUACGCUGCCACAGAGGGAAACAUCGGUUUCAUCAAUUACACGUCAAAGAUCGGUGCAGUGGGGCGAGUCAAUUUUGUCCACAAGUUUUUCUUCCCGUUCACUUUGAUCAAGUUUGACAUUGAGAAGGAGGAGCCCGUCAGGAACUCUGAGGGUCUGUGCAUCAAGGCAGACGUAGGUGAGACGGGACUUUUGGUGGGAAGGGUUACUCAGAGGUCGCCCUUUGUUGGGUACGCUGGCAACCAUCAGCAGACUGAGAAAAAAAGGCUUCGUGACGUGUUGAAGAAAGGCGACCUGUUCUUCAACAGUGGAGAUUUGCUCCGGUUUGAUCACAUGAACUUUGUGUACUUUCAGGAUCGAGUUGGUGAUACUUUCAGAUGGAAAGGAGAAAAUGUUGCCACAUCGGAGGUUGCUGACAUUCUCACAAUGGCUGGUUGCAUUUUGGAGGCAAAUGUCUACGGUGUUAAAGUUGAAGGUCACGAGGGGCGGAUCGGCAUGGCAUCUGUCACUCUGAAAGAAGGAGAAGAUUUUGACUGUUCGCACACCUACAAGCAGGUUGUCAACUACCUCCCAGCGUACGCAAGACCUCGGUUCAUCAGGAUUCAGCCCUGCCUGGAGAUGACGGGAACGUUCAAGAUGAAGAAAGUGAAGUUGGUGGAGGAGGGAUUCAACCCAGCUGACAUCAAAGACCGUUUAUACUUUUUAGAUCCUGAGAAGAAGCUGUACGUUCCCAUGACAGAGGACAUCUACAGAGCGAUCUCUUCUAGGGAAAUAAAACUCUAACACAGAAACUUUAAAGUAGUCAGUGUUGUACCAGACGACCCGUUUGUUUACAAAGAUGUAACAUCUCAUUCAUAGACCAUUUUUAACAGUCAACUAAUCUCAGGGACAGACUGACUUAGAAACAUUACAUCAUGUUUUAAACCUCUUGUCAUCCUUUAUCCUUGGGGUCAAUUUGACAGCAGCAAUUUAACGCACAUAUACGCACAUCCCCUCUACGUUUGUCAUCUCCAUAUAUCCUUUUCGAUUGCUUGAGCGUUAUAAAGAGCACAAAUGCUGAUUUCAUGUCUUGGACAUGGCUGACAGCGUAUCUGGUGAGACUUGUAAACCCUUUGAUCACGUUAGCAGCACUAAGUCUACCCUGUCAUUCAAGUGGGGAGAGGGACCAUAAUAAUGUUGCAUUUUUUUAAGGUAACGUGUCCACUCUUGGAAGCAGAAUCUUUCUCAUUCUCAUCAGAGGAGAAUGACUCAUAAUCAGGGUCCUACUCAACAUUACCUCAGACACAAUCUCCUCUAAGUCACUUUCACUGUCAAAAAGCUGCGACUAAACCUCAUUGGCAGAAAAUGGGACAUAUCAGGGGUUCUCACACUACUACAGGUACGGUUAUGGUAUGUUAGGGCCCUAAAGAUUGAAAAACUGCAUCCGAUAGUGACCUCAAUAUCUGCAAAAACUGUUUCUUAUAUGUUUUAUACAGCUAAAACAGCCAGGGGUCAAAUUGACCCCAAAGAACACCAAUGCGUGCAGGACAUUGAAAACAUAUCAUCAUGUUAAUUUUAUGUAUACCAAGAUGUUCUCAUUAAAUUAGGAAACGCCAUUAAAAUGAGGCAAAAAAAAAAGAUGUCAAGCUCUGAUUUAGAGACAUGAAACAUUGAAAUUGACCCCAAAGAUAAUAGGGGGGUUAAGAGAGGUUUUUUGUUAAUUAACACAACUACCAUGCAUCUCUACAGUUUUUAUAAAUGUACUCCAUAAAACUGACAUUAUGUGAUAUACAGGUAUGUCUUAUACUGCCACUGUUGUUCUUUUAAUAAUUAAACUCUGGUUGAUUUUGUU